AUGGGUGUUGGAGGGAACUUCUGGGAUUUGCUCAAGCCCUAUGCCCGACACGAAGGCUUUGAUUUCUUGAGGAACAAACGGGUGGCCGUGGACCUGUCGUACUGGAUUGUCCAGCAUGAAACUGCUAUUAAAGGAUACGCCUGGAAACCUCACCUUAGGCUUACCUUCUUCCGUACCAUCAACCUUUUUUCUAAGUUUGGGGCCUACCCGGUCUUUGUAGUUGAUGGGACGCCAUCGCCAUUAAAGUCUAAGGCGAGGGCUGUGCGAUUUUCCAGAGCAUCGGGUCUUGAUUUGUCAAGUUUUCCAGUGGUGGAGGAGGGUGUAUCAGUCAAAAGGAACUCGAGAUUUGUGAAAUAUGUUGAAGAAUGUGUGGAAUUGCUUGAACUCCUUGGAAUGCCUGUUUUAAAAGCAAAUGCUGAAGCUGAAGCCCUCUGUGCACAAUUAAAUAGAGAAGGAGUUGUUGAUGCUUGUAUUACAGCUGACAGCGAUGCAUUUCUUUACGGGGCCCAAUGUAUAAUCAAGCGACUCCAGAUCAACUCAAAAGAACCAUUUGAAUGCUAUCAUAUAUCUGAUAUUGAGGCUGGUCUUGGACUUACGAGAAAUCAUUUGAUAGCUAUUUCUCUGUUGGUUGGAAGCGAUCAUGAUUUAAGUGGUGUUGCGGGCAUUGGGAUUGAUACAGCUCUUCGUUUUGUCAAAUGUUUCAGCGAAGAUGAAAUAUUGAAUAGGUUACAUGAAAUAGGCAGAGGAGGUGCACUGGUGAUCCAGGGAAGUAUUGCAUCUGAAGUUUUACGCAGUUCUGAUGAGAAUUCACCAAAGACAAAAUCUUCUCAUUGUUCCCACUGUGGGCAUCCAGGCAGCAAGACAUCUCAUCUUAAGUUUUCUUGUGAAUAUUGUGGUUCAACUACUGGCCACAGUUGCAAGCAGAAAUUCGUUGGAUUCAAAUGUGAUUGCUCUUCAUGUGAUUUGGACAAGAAAGAAAAAGAACGGAAGAAAAAGGAAAAUUGGCAAAUAAAUGUUUGUAGAAAGAUUGCGUUGGAGAAAAAUUUUCCGAACGAUGAAAUUAUCCAGAUGUACCUGAGCAACCACCAUGGAACUGAUGAUGAUCCAUGUAUAGGGUGGGCAAGUCCAAAGACUGAAAUGCUGGUUGAUUAUCUCACUUAUCAGCAGCAUUGGGAGCCAUCUUAUAUUCGGCAAAGAAUGCUUCCCAUGUUAUCAACUAUCUAUUUGCGAGAUAUGGCCUCAAGUCCAACAAAUGACUUGUUAUAUGGACACUACGAGUUUCAUAGUGUUCAGCGUGUGAAAAUAAGACUUGGGCUUCCGUUCUACGUUGUUAGGUGGAAGAAAGCUGUUAACGCCUUGAGUGAUGCCAUGUCUGCAAUUCCCGAAGAGCUUGAUAUACUGCAGGGAUCUGAAGAACCUGAUGAAUCUAAUGAUUUGCUAGAAGAACCUGAUGUACCCGUUGUUUGCAUCAAUGAUGGGUGCUGUUUUCUGUCGACAGAUGAAGAUAUGGAGCUUGUCCGAAAUGCUUUUCCAGAAAAGGUCGAGCAAUUCUUAAAAGAAAAGGAACUGAAAGAAAGGAAAUCAAGAAAGACGAAAUCCAGCUUGCGGUCUGAAGGGACACCCAAAAACUCAGAAUCAUCCACAUCUCAAAGUAUGCAGCUCAGCAUUACUGAAUUUUAUCGUUCCUCAAAAGUCCUUUGCCAAAACAAGGUGGAGGAAAUUGCAGAGGAUGAUCUUGGCUCCGCUGAAGGAAAAAGGAAAGAGCCAAGUACAAGAUUAUCCAAGUCCGUAAGGCGUAGGCUUUUAUUUGACUAG
Molecule: messenger RNA, 1815 nt
Organism: Fraxinus pennsylvanica
Lineage: Eukaryota; Viridiplantae; Streptophyta; Magnoliopsida; Lamiales; Oleaceae
Source: the annotation of a GenBank genome assembly